This is a messenger RNA of Thlaspi arvense, 864 nucleotides long. The record is from the annotation of a GenBank genome assembly. Lineage: Eukaryota; Viridiplantae; Streptophyta; Magnoliopsida; Brassicales; Brassicaceae.
AAAGCAAUAUUUGAGUAUUUGCAUCAACAUAUACCAUCCGAAUAAAAAAACGAACAGGGCCCCAGUCUUCAUCAAUUUUCGUUGGAUCUGGUCUCAGUAAUUGCAUUCGUUCUGCUGUGGUUAGCUUCGUCACCCAAAGCGAAGCUUUAAUCGCAAUUCACGCCUCCAUCUAACCGUUAUAAUGGCGUCAGGGACAAUGGGAGGAGGCGGAGGCUUAUCGGAGGUAUAUAGUAGCGCGAAGAAGAUUCUACUUAAGGCUCGCUACGGAAUCGAGCGGUUGGAGAGGUUCGAAUCAGCUCCUAUGGAUUCUCCCGAUCUGUCCUCCUCUGUGAAACGAGACAUCACCGAGGUCCAAUCUCUCUGCUCUAACAUGGACGCUCUCUGGCGCUCGAUCUCGGUUAAAUCGCAACGUGAUCUUUGGAGAAGAAAGACUGAACAAGUGGGAGAAGAAGCUGAGUAUCUAAACCAAAGCUUGGAAAAAUACAUAGCACAACGUAAAGCUUUGGAUGUUCUGAACACAGUAGGGCUCUCAAACUCGGUACUGAGGCUUAUUGAGAGGCGAAAUCGUGUCGACACAUGGAUCAAAUACGCCGGUAUGAUCGCGACACUUGUCAUUUUGUAUCUUUUCAUUAGAUGGACACGCUAAACCUAAGAGAAGUGAACGACUUGCCUACACAGAUUCUAUGUAGAGUAGAAAGAGUCAUGUGACUUUGAUCUUAGGAUGAUUUGCUUACUAAGCAUUUCGUAUUGUUUAGGCCUCUUUACAAGAUAUUGAUAUACUGUAAGGGUUGGCUGCUUAAUCCCCCCCUCAACAAUAUUGGUUCUGCCUAAUCUCACCCAAACUUUGAAGCUCUUGAUUUUACC